AUGACUCCAAAAAAAAAAAACCACAAAAUUUACGAAACACAGAAAAUUAGUCAAGCUCGGGAAAAUCGCGAAAGCCACCAUUUCCGCGGGGUUCACAAUUUUCAAUUGAACGAUAACGAAAUUUUGAGCCCUACGAAAGGAGGCAUAAAGUUAGAUGUGAACAAACUGAGCAUGCUAAGUUUUCCGGGCACACCGAGGAAAGAGGAACAGAGAAAAAAACAAAACCGCAUCCCUGAUUAUGAGCAAAUUCAAAAUAACACUCAAGACUUUUGCACUCAAUUAAAUCAAAGAAGUCACAAACCUAAGAAAACUCUAAACAGGGUCACCACAACUGGAAAAACGAAGAAUCAGAAAGAGAAGCACAGCUUCGACUCUUCGUCUUCGUCCUUUUUUUCCUCCCCCGCUUCAUCUCAUUCGUGUGUAUCGGAUAGCGGUUCCUCCGCGCAUGGUCCACGUGGCCCCCACGAGCCCCAGGGGUCGCAUGUCUUCCCCUCCUCAGACACUUCACCCCGGAAGGCGGAACUAAGUAAAAGCCUCAGCAAACAAACCAGACUUAUACACAUACAAAAUUAUGACAACAUGAGGAGAUCACCCAGAAACCACAGCACAAGUAAAUCCGCCACAGAAAAAGAUACAUACAAGAAAAAGGAUGUCGAGGAAGGGAAAGCAAACAAAAGGAUCUCAGAAAAAGACAAGGUGAAUAACUCCUAUGGCGAUGUGCGAACCCUCAGGAGCGCAAUGAAAGAGAAGUCGGCGAGGAACAAAGCAGAUCAGAAGGAUGAAAAGAAAGUGAUAAGCGGUACGCGCUCCAGUGUUCUCCUCAAGAGAAAAAGCGAGUGCCUCUCGAAGGAUUCCUAUGUGUAUCGCAACCUGGUGAAGAGGGCGAAAACGGGAGUGGCCCGGAGGGAUGGCAACGGCGACAACAGAAAGAACGGAAGUAACGGAAGCAACGAAAAAAGUGGAAGCAAUGCAAGUGAUGACGACGACGAUAGUGACAGUAGCGGCCUCGGAGGCAGGAGACCCAACACAAGGCGCAGCUCCUCGGCCCAGAAGCAGACGCAGACACAGAAAAAUAACCGGCCACUUAGACACGCCGCAACCAUUAACAAGCGAAGCAGCAUGCUCCCCAUGACCGAGCAAAAACGGAGAGGCCCCAGCGAGCCUAGGGAACAACACAAAGAAUUUACAACAGAAAAAGUUGCAAAGCUUACGAAGGAGGCAUCCAUCAGACUCGUUGAGGACAACUCCUGCCAAUAUGAAGACGGCGUGAUUUAUGAGAGUUUAUUCAUUAACCAGGUGCAGUACAGCAUUGGAGAUGACGUGAUGCUUUUGUGUAUCGGUAGUGGUGAAGGCAACACGGGGAAAAGCGGCAGCAGAACCCACCGCAAAAGCAGGGACAAACAGAGGAAGAGCUACCAAUUAAGCAAUGACUACCAACUGAGGAAAGGCAAAAUAUCCAGCUUCUACCAAAACAAAGCGAGGAACCAGGUGGAGGCAGAAGUGUGCUUAUACUUUGACCAGCACGAUACUACAUACAUAAAGGAGCUGUGCGAAAAACAGAAAUCCAGACGGUCCAAGGCAGACUUUGAAGUGUUCCUGGACGAAAAGACGAGAGAUUUUUACCUACUAGGAAAUAUAGAGUUUAAAAUAUUAGAUGCCAAAAUGAUUCUAAAAAAAAUCAACGUGUACAAUGAGAAGAGCCUCUACCAAGAGGACAAAACGUCCAAGGAGGGACAAGACAAGUUCCUUUGCACUCACUACCUAAAAGAUAGAGAAGAAAGAAUAUGCGACAUACAGAAUAGUGAACACUGGGAUAAUCUGAUCCUAGGUUCUAGCGACCUGUACUACUCCUUCUCCAACAAUAAGAAGAGUAGCAAAAAUAAGUCGCUUAAAAUCAUUAUAGACAAGCUGAAGGUGAACGAACCAAGCGGAGCGAGAAGCCAAAGCGGCAACUCCAAAAUCAAUCCUAGAAGUAGUACUAGCAUUAACACUAGAAAAACCGCAGGCAGUAAAGCCAAGGUGACCCCAAACAGGGAAAACACACCCAAGCACAGUGGACAAAAGAACCCCAACGUAGACAUAAAAAAUUUCAUAAAACAGGGCCAAGAAAAUUAUUACGUAAAUCUACUAGGGAAUAUAACAGACCCCACAGAUAAGGCCAUCCGAAUGAUGCAGCUGGAUGUCGUCCCCAAAUAUCUCCCCUGCAGGGAAAAGGAAAUCAAAGAAGUCCACGGAUUCCUCGAGUCAGGCAUUAAACAAUCAGGCAGUAAUCAAAUCCUAUACAUUAGUGGAAUGCCAGGAACCGGAAAAACAGCCACAGUAUACAGUGUGAUCCAACUGCUUCAACACAAAACAAAGCAGAAGUUGUUACCCGAUUUUAACGUCUUCGAAAUUAACGGAAUGAAUGUAGUACACCCCAAUGCAGCCUACCAAGUGCUCUACAAGCAACUCUUCAAUAAGAAGCCACCCAAUGCCUUAAACGCUUUUAAAAUGCUUGACAGGCUCUUUAACCAAAAUAAAAAAGACAGCCGCAAUGUCUCCAUACUGAUAAUCGACGAGAUCGACUAUCUCAUCACCAAAACGCAGAAGGUCCUCUUUACUCUCUUCGACUGGCCAACCAAGGUAAACAGCAAACUGGUAUUAAUAGCCAUUUCCAACACCAUGGAUCUACCUGAGCGCUUAAUACCCAGAUGUAGAUCUCGCUUGGCAUUUGGCCGAUUAGUGUUCAGUCCAUACAAGGGAGAUGAAAUAGAAAAAAUUAUAAAGGAACGCUUAGAAAACUGUAAAGAAAUUAUUGACCACACAGCUAUACAGCUAUGUGCCAGGAAAGUGGCCAACGUGUCUGGGGAUAUCCGAAAGGCUUUACAGAUAUGCAGGAAGGCAUUCGAAAAUAAGAGAGGCCACAAGAUUGUACCCAGAGACAUCACGGAAGCAACCAACCAGCUGUUUGAUUCACCACUAACCAAUGCAAUUAAUUAUCUGCCGUGGCCGUUCAAAAUGUUUCUCACGUGUGUCAUCGUGGAGUUACGAAUGCUUAAUGAUUUUAUCAUUCCGUAUAAGAAGGUCCUAAACAGAUACAGAGUUCUUGUGGAGACAAGUGGGAAGUACAUAGGGAUGUGCAGCAAUUCCGAGUUAUUCAAAAUUAUGCUGGACAAGUUGGUAAAAAUGGGUAUACUACUCAUUCGUCCUUAUAUACCACUCGAAAGUUUGGCGAAAAAUAAAAACAAAGAGACUCUCCUUGGCUUCAACGAAUCGUCGAAGAAGAACGCCCCAGAAGCGAGCAAGUCCACCAGGACGCAGAUCAGCGCAGAAAUCGACAAGGAGUCUGGCGACAUGGGCUUGGAGCUCAACGUCGAAACGCAGCUCAUCAUCACCGCGCUCAUGAAGGAUGCCGAGUGCUCGCAGAAGCUCAACUUUUACUAG
This is a messenger RNA of Plasmodium inui San Antonio 1, 3423 nucleotides long. RefSeq lists its product as hypothetical. The record is from RefSeq and is a predicted model, not a curated record. Gene Ontology annotation, cellular component: nuclear origin of replication recognition complex. The coding region runs from base 1 to 3423 and encodes 1140 amino acids. NCBI's taxonomy places the organism in Eukaryota, Apicomplexa, Aconoidasida, Haemosporida, Plasmodiidae. Gene Ontology annotation, biological process: mitotic DNA replication checkpoint signaling; DNA replication initiation. The transcript has a single exon. Gene Ontology annotation, molecular function: ATP binding; DNA replication origin binding; ATP hydrolysis activity.